AAUAAUACAUAAGCUUAGGACAAAACCCAAAAAGGUUAAAAUGAGAAUUAAUUUGACAGCAUUAUUACUAAUUCUGACAUUGAUUCAAAUCUCGAAUGCAAUGAAAGAAAAGAAAAACAAAGAGAAGAAAGCUGUAUGGAAGGAAAAGCAAUACAGAAGAGAAAAGUCAAAGGGAAUUAAAAGGCCACAAGUAGCAGAUUUGGAGCAAUAUGCUGUCCUGAUGGCAUGCCCUUGGAAACGAGCAUUUGUGCGGAAUAAGCGACCAGUCAAAUGCGAGGAGAAUGCAGAUUGUCCAAAUGCUUUCUUUUGCCAGAAAGUCGUGAAUCCGUUAAAUAUGACACAGAAAAUUGGUUACAGUGUUUGCUGCAGGUUUACCAACCACUUGUGCAGAUAUCCAGCCAAGAACAUUAUUCCACAUAGCUCCAGAGAGUAUGUGGCAUGUGCCAAUAAUAGCAACUGCCCUGAGGAUUACAUGUGCCAUAUUAAUAAGGAUUACUCCCUAUGUUGCCCCAUGCCAGGCUCAGAGGUCUUCAUGGAAGGAGUUUCAGGAUGUAUAGUAAAUGGUAGUAUGGUAGAGGCCGGGUACAAGUCUAUAUCAGAGGCCAUAUGUACGACAUGUGAAUGUAAAGCACAAGAGAUGGUGUGUACGUCUCAUCCUGACUGUGCGUGUGAAUAUAAUAACAUCACAUAUGCCAACAUGGACCAAUUCCUGGAUGGGGACUGUUCAACAUGCACAUGCAUGAAAGGAACGGUGACUUGCAUUGAGAAUAGAUGUGAUUCCUGUGAUAUUAAAGGCUAUGGCACGAUAUCCCACCUUCAGUCCAUUUACGUUAACACAACAUGCGAAUCCUGCAAUUGCACUAAUGGACGCCUUUCAUGUACCAACGAUCCAGCUUGUGAAUGUAAUGAUAAUGGCAAAAAGUACAAUCAUGGCUCAAAAGUGAAUUCAAAUGAUAUAUGCGAGGAUUGUACAUGUGCCUUUGGAAAUGUGACGUGUGAGCCUCAUAAAAAAUGCAGGUGUCGCCACGAUGGCAACAUAUUAGCUCACGGAGAAAGUGUGACUGAUUUUGACGGCUGUACAAUAUGUUAUUGUAAUAAUAAGAAAGUGUCUUGUCCCAAACGACCGCAAUGUGACACGUGUAUUCAUGAUGGAAAGGAAUAUAAGCCUGGAAAGAGCUAUAUGACAUCAGAUAGAUGUCAGUGGUGUGUUUGUGUAACAAGAGAGAAGAGUAUUUGUAGGAUCAUAAACAGAAAACACCCAAAAUGUCAAAAUGUAAAACAGGCAAGCCUAAAUGAAAUUGAAAGUGAUAUAUGGCUAAAAGAAACUCAGGUAUUGCUAAAUAAAACUGGAAUAUGGCUAAACGAAACUGGAAUGUGGCUAAACGAAACAGAGAUAUGGUUAAAUGAAAAUGAGAUUAAUAUUUAAGUUCCUGG
Messenger RNA from Owenia fusiformis, 1434 nucleotides. The record is from the annotation of a GenBank genome assembly. Lineage: Eukaryota; Metazoa; Annelida; Polychaeta; Sabellida; Oweniidae.